GAUAUCAUCUUGUGCCGUGAUUUAUCUCUCUUAACAAAUAAAUCACCCGAAAGCCCUUUCAGCUUCAUCGGAUUAAAUAGCGAAGUCAUUAUGCCAUGUAACCAGGCCCUUCUCAACUUCAUCGGAUGAUCGGAUUAAGUCGCAACGUCCCUAUUCCAUGAAACCCUUGAACCAGUUUCAUCUUGUAUCGCCAUUGCCUUUUCUCUGUGAAAUCACUUCGCUUCCUCCCUUCGCUGCAUCAUUCCUAUCUCUUCUUUGCGCCUUGAAACCCUAAAACGAAUCAUUCACGGUUUUGAUCGUGUUGCUCCCUUAUCUUGCUUGCCUUGCCGCAUUUCCUAUCGCCAUUAAGAAGCGAAAAGCUUGCGAUCCAGCGAAGCAGCACUUGCAUUAAACCCUAAAACUCAGGGAUUAUAGGGUUUGAUCGAAGAAUGGCGAGUUCUCUAGACAUGUCGCUUGAUGAUAUUAUAAAGAACAACAGAAGAAGCAGCAAUGUUGUGAGAGGCCGAGUUCCAGGCCGAGGUCGAGGCCGAGGUCAAACCAGAGGAGGUGGAGUAAGGGGUCGAGGAAGAGGACCUCUUAGGUUGAAUCCUCGACCUUCUUCAUAUUCAAUCGCAAAGUCUUUCAGCAGAACAAAGGAUAUGAUAUGGCAACAUGACAUGUUUGAGGAUAGCAUGAUUGCUGCCGGGCUUACUGGGAUUGAGUCUGGUACAAAAUUAUAUAUUUCAAACCUGGACUAUGGGGUCUCAAAUGAAGAUAUAAGGGAACUCUUUUCAGAAAUUGGGCCCAUCAAGAGGUGUGCAGUGCAUUAUGAUAGAAGUGGUCGAUCCAGUGGCUCGGCAGAGGUAGUCUUCACCAAGAGAAGCAAUGCUUUAGCAGCUGUCAAGCGAUAUAAUAAUGUUCAAUUAGAUGGGAAGCCCAUGAAAAUAGAACUCAUAGGGACCAAUUUGGGCAUGCCUGUUUCAGCUCGUGUGAAUGUCACUGGAGGAGCUGGAAGGGGAAGGAGGACUGUUGUUAUGACGCCUGAAUUUGGUCCAAUGCCAGGGGUGGUUUCUGGUGGCCAUGGCACAAGAUGGGGCCGUGGUCGAGGAGGUUUCCGGCGUGGUGGACGAGGAGGACGUGGGCGUGGAGUGGGAGGUCGAGGUCGUGGACGAGGCCGUGGAAGAAAUCAGGCUCCUCCUCCAAAAUCAGCUGAUGAAUUAGACAAGGAGUUGGAAAGUUAUCAUGCAAAUGCCAACUAAAAGCAUCAGCCUGCUCAGUUUCCUUUUUAACCUGUGAAGAAGACCAACUUCGUUUGCCCUUUUAGUUUCUUGAGAAGGAUUAAGGCAUAUCUUCAUUUACCAACCAACAAAAAAAAAACAGUAGUAUUACUUCUCCAUUUUGGGUCAGCGGAUAAUUUUCCAUGUGUAUUAGCAUCUUUUAGUGAUUGGUUGCUAGAUUGAAAUAUGAAAAAGUAGACAGCAGAGAACAGUAUAUGAACUUUUUUGAGAUUAGCUUUGAGGCAUUGUUGCUGAUGAUUUCUGCCAGGUUCCACAGGUUACUGUGUAUGGAAAUCUAUUUCUAGAGAUUUUACCAAAAUAGAUUUUUACUUUUUUUGUUUAUCCUUUAUUUUACCACUAGAAAUGGGCGUGAUGAUUUUUGUUUCA
This is a messenger RNA of Amborella trichopoda, 1643 nucleotides long. Its product is annotated as THO complex subunit 4D. The record is from RefSeq and is a predicted model, not a curated record. Gene Ontology annotation, molecular function: mRNA binding. Lineage: Eukaryota; Viridiplantae; Streptophyta; Magnoliopsida; Amborellales; Amborellaceae. Gene Ontology annotation, biological process: mRNA export from nucleus. Gene Ontology annotation, cellular component: nucleus.